Molecule: messenger RNA, 790 nt
Organism: Cherax quadricarinatus
Lineage: Eukaryota; Metazoa; Arthropoda; Malacostraca; Decapoda; Parastacidae
Cellular component (GO): extracellular region
Molecular function (GO): chitin binding
Source: RefSeq, a predicted model, not a curated record
AAUACUGCUCACUCUCCCUCAGCACUGCUAGGAUCAACGCAGGCUCAGCAGGGAUACCUGCCCGAGGCUCCUCCUAGCUACUCCUAUGGAGCUCCAGAUCUGAGGUUAUCUGCCGGUGACGUAACGCAUGACCCCUUAGCUGCCCUGGCGGCCCUUAUCCCCAGGAGCGGCAUCCCUGGCCAAGAUUACCCAAUCCUAGCCUCUGUGCCCAACACUGGCUUCUCCUGUGAGGAACAAGAGUUUCCUGGUUACUUCGCCGACACCGCUGACGAGGCCGGCUGUCAGGCCUUCCACAUCUGUCAGUUCGACGGCCGCCACGAUUCCUUCCUGUGUCCCAACGGCACUGUCUUCAACCAGCAGUACUUCGUGUGUGACUGGUGGUUCAACGUGGACUGCGGCGCCUCCGAACAGUUCCGCAGUCUCAACGCUGAGAUCGGCAAAAUUCCCGAGGACGUGGAUGCUUCUAUCCGCACUGAUGUUGGGACGCCCACCCAACUGUACGGCGUCCCUGAACAGCGCCAAACGUCUCCACCACAACCCUCACAACUCUACAACAGACCUAAUAGAUUCUAAAUCUAUCCCACCACCAACACUACUACAGACUCAACUAGUCCUAACUACCCCAAGGACUUCCCUCACCAGCGCCUCAACUCUGCAACAGGACCGACAGAGUCGAACUCCUGAAGAGCCUAAUGAAGAUCUAGUUGUAAUUCAAAAGAUUCCAGUUCACAAUUUUCCCUCUUCAAUCACAAGCCUUCUUUUCUAAUUUAAUGGAUUUUAUAGUUUUCAA